Budorcas taxicolor (takin) is the source of this 819-nucleotide messenger RNA. It is a transcript of the gene TSGA13, whose product is annotated as testis specific 13. The coding region runs from base 1 to 819 and encodes 272 amino acids. The record is from RefSeq and is a predicted model, not a curated record. The transcript has 7 exons. Lineage: Eukaryota; Metazoa; Chordata; Mammalia; Artiodactyla; Bovidae.
AUGGGCCAAAGGAGACAGACCAAGCCUCAACAUGGCAAACCAAGGACUUCCAGAACUAGCCCAGUUACAUUUGAGAAAGAAGUAUUUUUUGAUAGUGAUGAGAUUAUUGAUGCAGUCGGGCAAUCAAAAUUUGUUCUAAAGAACCUGCACCAUUACACAGUCCAUCCAAAUUUGGCCCAGUACUAUGAGCCUUUGAAGCCCACUGCACUGCAGAAAUUCCUGGCUCGAAACAGGAAAAUUCAAAGCUUCACGUUAAAAGUAAUAGAGUAUGAUCAGGAUAAGACCUUACUGAUUCUGACCAACAACCCACUUCCCUGCCCGAUAGAUCAUCAAGGAAAGGACAUCACACCAAAAUACUUUUCCAAUGAGUUACUGCUCAAGGAAAGUCAUCAGCACAAGCCCACUGAGAACUUCUUCCUACCCUUGAUGCCUCAGAAAAAAAACUUAAGAUCUGGACUGAAACCAGUAUUCCCUUUGAUGCUGAUGGAGGACACCACAUCCAAGCGAGAACAAUGGUUUAGGUUUUCCACCAACAAGGAUUUCAAGAGUGAAGGGAAGUAUUCAAAGGUCUACACUCUGAGGCAACAGAAGAAAAUGUAUCCUCAGCUCACCUUUGCUUCAGUCUGUAAAAAAUAUAUGAAGAAUGAUGUCUGCAAGAAGUCAGGGAGCGACUCGCCAACUUCCCAGAUGAUUUGGGAACCAUUAACCCUUUCAUCACUCCUGGAGAAGAAGCCCACCAGAACCGCACCAGGAGAGAGCGAGUUCCGCAAUGGAAGGGCCCAGCAGUGGUUUAUAAAAAGCGCCACUGUCAUUAAGUGA